Nothobranchius furzeri (turquoise killifish) is the source of this 7645-nucleotide messenger RNA. It is a transcript of the gene arhgap5, whose product is annotated as Rho GTPase activating protein 5. Lineage: Eukaryota; Metazoa; Chordata; Actinopteri; Cyprinodontiformes; Nothobranchiidae. Gene Ontology annotation, cellular component: cytosol. The record is from RefSeq and is a predicted model, not a curated record. Gene Ontology annotation, biological process: regulation of cell size; Rho protein signal transduction. Gene Ontology annotation, molecular function: GTPase activator activity.
UCGCCAUUACCGCUUGGCAGUGCUGCUGGAAGGCUGAGGGAGGAGGAGGGAGCUCGCAGAGCCAGGUUUCAGCUUUCAGCAGCGCAUACCACACCAGCAGCGCCCGAGUGCGCUCACAUACGGGUUAAUCGUCCUUUUGGGAUUUAAGUGGACCCGACCUGCGAGGAAACCCGAGUUCGGAUUCUGUCGACAGGCUCCAGUGUGCGCAGGUUGUGGACCGUGAGAAAAAGGAGACUUUGCCAGUGAAUGUGGGAACGCUUCCUUCUGUUUUCCGUGGUAUGUGGAUCUGGGAGCGACCAUGUUAUAGGGAGGUGAUAAAAGGAGAAGCUGGCUUCUCCGUCCCAGCUUGAAGGACACACGGGAUUUGAACCAAGAGUGAUACAGAAAGAAGCUUUCACUGGAACAAAAGGAAUAGAAGAUGACAGGUCCUCUAACCUUCUGACGAGCAGAACUGGAAUGAUCUCUUGACCUCUUUUUUUUAAUCGUAACCAAGUUAGCGAUGAGCGGGGGGAUAUAAUGGCCAAGAACAAGGAUGCACGCCCUCCGACAUUCGCUGUCAGCGUGGUUGGCCUCUCUGGGACUGAGAAAGAGAAGGGCAACUGUGGUGUGGGCAAGUCCUGCUUAUGCAACCGAUAUGUGCGUCCUGAUGCGGACAAUUACUACUCUGAGCACACCUCUGUGCUCAGCACCAUAGACUUUGGUGGACGUGUGGUCAACAAUGACCACUUCCUUUACUGGGGAGAUGUAUCCCAUCGAGGAGAUGAGGGUUUGGACUGUAAAAUCCAAGUCAUUGAACAAACUGAGUUCAUUGAUGACCAAACAUUUCUUCCGCAUCGGAGCACAAACUUGCAGCCAUAUACCAAAAGAUCUGCGGCGACCAAGCUGCAGUCAGCAGAGAAGCUCAUGUACAUCUGCACAGACCAGCUGGGUCUGGAGCAGGACUUCGACCAGAAACAGAUGCCAGACGGGAAACUGAACAUUGACGGUUUUGUACUGUGUGUUGAUGUUAGCAAGGGCUGCAAUAGGAAGUUUGAUGAUCAAAUGAAGUUUGUCAACAGUCUCUACUCACAAAUAGUCAAAUCCAAGAAACCUAUUGUUGUUGCUGCCACAAAAUGUGACGAGUGUGUGGACCAGCAUCUAAGGGACCUCUAUGCCUUUGUUAACAGCAAGAAAAACCUAAUGGUGAUUGAAACAGCGGCACGCUUCAACGUGAACAUAGACUUGUCCUUCAAUGCCCUUAUCCAGCAGCUGGACAAAACAAGAGGAAAGCCAAAAACGGUGCCGUACUUGGAGGCCUAUAAAGUCCAGCGGCAGCUUAUUGCCUCCGUAACAGACCGGUUUGAGAAAGUUAUGCUUCACACAGUAAGAGAUUAUCACACUACGUGGAAAACUGUAGCAAAUAUUCUCAAAGGCCAGUCAGACUACGAUGAAUUCAUCACCCUGGAGGGCUCCCGGAAAGCCCGCAGCAUGUUCACUAAACACAUUGAAAAACUGAAGCAAGAGCACAUAAAUAGGAGGCGUGAAGAGUACCUGACUACUCUGCCAAAAACCCUCAACAACCUGUUCAAUAACCUAGAGGAGGUAGAACAUUUGUCAUGGGCUGAGGCACAGGAUGUUAUCCGCAUUAGGCCGGAUUUCCAGUACUGGUUUGUACGACUGGAGCAUACACCCUGGGAUGAAACCGACCACAUAGAUAACAGUGACCGCAGGAUACCCUUUGACCUCCUUGAGACACCUGAUGCUGGGAGAAUUUACUAUAACCACGUCCAGCACCUGCUGUCAGAGAAAAGACGAGGGGAGAUGAAAGAAAGAUUCAAAAAAACGCUGGAAAGAGUUCAUUUCAUCAGUCCGGGCCAGCCUUGGGAGGAAGUCAUGUGCUUUGUCAUGGAAGAUGAAGCCUACAAGUACAUCACUGAAUCAGAUAGGAGAGAUGUUUACUCUAGGCACCAGCAGGAAAUAGUUGAAAAGGCCAAAGAGGAUUUUCAGGAAAUGCUGUUUGAGCAUGCUGAGCUAUUUUAUGACUUGGACCUGAAUGCAACCCCCAGCUGUGACAAGAUGACUGAAAUUCACAGUGUGCUAAAUGAGGAGCCCAGAUAUAGAGCUCUGCAGAAACUUGCCCCAGAUAGAGAGUCGCUCCUCCUCAAACACAUUGGGUUUGUUUACCAUCCCACUAAAGAGACGUGCCUGAGUGGGCAGAACUGUGUAGAUCUGAAAGUGGAGCAGGUUUUGGCCAACAGGCUGGUGCAGCUCGACCAUGGCCGAUCUAAUCUCUACUAUAACAGUGCCAACAUUGAUAAAAUCAACCUCUGCCUCCUGGGAAAGGAUGGUUUGUCACAAGAACUAGCCAAUGAAAUCAGAGCUCAGUCCACGGAUGAUGAGUAUACCCUAGAUGGUAAAAUUUAUGAAUUGGAGCUUCUCCCUGUUGAUGUGAAUUCCACGCUACUUUUCAGUCACACGUGGGUCACCACUUUUAAACCUCACGGUUGCUUUUGUGUGUUCAGCUCUAUAGAGUCCCUUAACAGCAUUGGUGAUUGCAUUGGUAGGAUCAGAGCAGAGAUGGCGCAGAGUCGACGAGAUCGAUUUGCUCAGCCACUCCCUUUCAUACUCAUUCUUGCAAAUCAGAGGGACAAUGUUUGUAAAAACAUACCUAUCCUGAGGCACCAGGGCCAACAGCUGGCCAACAAGUUGCAGUGCACCUUUGUUGAUAUCCCCUCAGGGGCUUUUCCUCGAAAAUUCACAGAGUUCCAAAUUAAGCAGGGCCUCAGAGCAGUGCUGGAGGGGCUGAAGCAUAACUAUGAUGUGUUGGCCCCGUUGCCCUGCAUUAAAGACAUGACAGAGACAGACCUUAGAAUAGUCAUGUGUGCCAUGUGCUGGGAUCCUUUCAGCGUUGACCUCAUCCUCUCACCUUUCUUAGACUCACAUUGCUGUAGUGCAGGGCAGCCAGGUCAGAGCAACACACUAAUUUUGGACAAGAUCAUCAGGGACAGCCGGAAAAGGAUCCAGGUCACCAUCCUUUCCUACCACUCUGCUAUUGGUGUUCGUAAAGACGAACUGGUGCAUGGCUACAUUCUGGUGUACUCUGCCAAACGCAAGGCCUCUAUGGCAACCCUGCGAGCGUUCUUGGCUGAAGUCCAGGAUGUGAUCCCGGUCCAGAUGGUGGCCAUCACAGACAGCCAGGCAGAUUUCUUUGAGAAUGAUUCCAUCAAGGAACUGAUGACAGAGGGGGAGCACAUUGCAACAGAAAUUGCUGCCAAGUUUACAGCGCUCUAUUCACUGUCACAAUAUCAUCGGCAGACAGAAGUUUUUACACCCUUUUUCAAUGAAGUGCUAGAAAAGAAGCCAAACAUUGAAAGCGCCUUCCUGUUUGAUAGCUCAUCGCGUGAGUGUACCACCGGAGCCAGUGAAGAUGUCUUCCCCACGUCCCCCCACAGCCACUCCCCAGCCUACAACACCUAUUACCCGGAGUCGGAUGACGACAACGAGGCUCCGCCACCUUACAGUCCGAUCGGUGAUGACGUUCAGCUUCUCCCUACACCAAGUGAACGGGCCAAGUAUCGUAUUGACCUAGAGGGGAAUGAGUAUCCCAUUCAUAGCACGCCUGUUGGAGACCAUGAACGUAACCACAAAGUGCCUCCACCUGUCCGACCCAAACCAGUGCUCCCCAAGCCUAAUGUGAGAAAGCUUGACCCCAACCUGCUCAAAACUAUUGAGGCGGGUAUGCGAGGUAAUCGCAGGAUGCCCCGUGGCCCAGGCACUCACUCGGAAGACGUGGAGGCAUCAGACAACUAUGCAGACCCAGUGGACACCCUAUUCAGGUCCAGGGGCUUCCACAAUGAUGACAUAUAUGCGGUUCCAGAGGAUGCACACAGCCGAUUGGUUAAAAUGAAAAACUCCUUCGGUGGAGUACAUGGCCCCCACGGAGGAGAGGAGGAGAACGGGUUUGAUCGUAGACCUCAGGCUGGAAGGCGUCCAUCAAAAUACAAACAUCGCUCUAAAAUCCUGUUCAGUAAAACAAAAGCAUACCAAAGACGAUUCCUGUCGGACAGCGAGGGGGAGGAGUCUUGUCCUGCAACACAGAAGAAGAAAAAGGGAAGAGCCCACAGGGGCAGUGAGGAGGACCCUCUGCUCUCUCCAGCUGACCAAUGGAAGAUUGGGAUAGAUAAUCCCGCCAUCACUUCUGACCCCGAACAGGAUGACAAGAAAGCAAAGAAGAAGAAGACUCCUAAGACACCAAAGGAACCGAAGAAGCCCAAAACGAUCAAGCCCCCUAAGCCUUUGUACCCGCCCACACGAAGAACCUGGGAGAGUAAUUAUUUUGGCGUUCCCCUGCUGAACCUGGUGACCCCGGAGCGUCUUAUUCCACACUUCGUCGAGAAAUGUGUCGACUACAUAGAGCGCACAGGUCUGACGACGGAGGGCCUGUAUCGCGUCUGUGGCAACAAGACGGACCAAGACAACCUCCAGAAACUGUUUGAUCAAGAUCAUAACAUCGACUUUGUGGCGAUGGAUGUGGCGGUGAACGCUGUCGCCGGCGCGUUGAAGGCUUUCUUCGCUGACCUGCCUGACCCGCUGAUCCCCUACAGCCUGCACCCGGAGCUGGUGGAGGCUGCAAAAAUCAUGGACCACAUGGAACGCCUGCAGGUUCUACGGGAGAUUGUGAAGAAGUUUCCUUCUGUCAACUACCAGGUCUUCAAAUACAUCAUCACACACCUGAACAGGGUGAGCCAGCACAGCAAGACCACCCUGAUGACCGCCGACAACCUGUCCAUCUGCUUCUGGCCCACGCUGAUGCGGCCCGACUUCGAGAACAAGGACACGCUGUCGACCACUAAGCUGAACCAGGCCGUCAUCGAGACCUUCAUCGUGCAGAGCGACUACUUCUUCCACGGCGGGGAAGUGGCCGAGAGCUCCAGCAGCGAGGGGACGCCGCCGCCGCGUUGCCACAACAUGGUGGAGGCGCUGCUGCCGCUGCAGCUGCCCCCCCCCCUGCAGCCUCAGCAGAUCCAACACACUCUGCCCCCUGAGCCGCUCAUGUAGCAGCCAGUGGAGCAUGCUGGGACUCUGGUGUGCUUCCUACGGCCCGCCGCCGCCUGCAGGCCCCCUCCAGCUGGGCGGCUGAUGACGUGGAACAUUACGCGACCUGCCUGGUGAUUCUGGGAGAAUCUGUCAGCUGCUGCUCGUCGUCUGCUCUGGUUUAGAGGCACAUGGACCAUCUGUUGGAUCGGUUCUAAUCUGUGAGAGCUGCCCACUCUGGGAAGGAAAUCCCGGAUUAGGGAACUGCAAUUGCACGUUACCUUUUGGAACUUUUUUUGGGGGGGGGGAGGGGGGGGGGGGGGGGGACUUUUACAUAAAACCGAGUUUGAUUUGGCACAUAACACUAUUCGUUCUUCAGGGUCGAACAGGAACGCCGUGAAUAAAAAGAUCCCUACUUUGCCCUCAUGGAUUAGCACACUUGGUUCCGAUGUUCCUGUUAAACCCCCCAACUCACCCCCCCACCCCACCCCAUUCCUGCUCCGAGACUUAGAGAAAAGGGAAGUUAAACCUGUCUGAUUAGUAACUCACACUCCCGAGUCUUCCUGCAGCGUCCGGCACCGGAAACAUUUCCUCUGACUCCAGAUCAGCUCCUGGAAACGAGCCGCUGACUUUGUUUUUGGGACCUGUGGGUCUGAACCACUCCGGGGACGGGACGGACCUCCCGACAGGACAGCACAUGCACGGGUCGUCCACGUGUCCAUUUCAUGUCUGCUUCUGUCUUAUCAUUUCUUCUUGUAUAUCUUUUGCAAAAUCUAUCCAACUCGCGUGUGUGUGUGUGUGCGUGUGUGUGUGUGUGUGUGUGUGUGUGUGUGUGUGAUGGUUUUAUCUGUGUAAACUACAGCCAGGUGGUGUUUUUGUCUUUGGAGGGACGGGGGAUUCAGAAGGGAAGACGAAUCGGAGAUGCCGAUGUUCCGACCCGUAGCGCUCUGUUCCAGAGGAUCUGACCUCAUUCGGCUGAACUCUAACCUCUGGAGCGCUUCUGACUGCAAAGUUUCUGAUUUUUAAGAGACCCCCCCCCCACACACACACACACGUGUCCCCCGGAUGAAGGCACAUGAGCAAGGAAACGACGUUCCGAUUCCUUCUGGAUCUGUUGGGCUCACCGAGGCGUCUCCGUGCUUCCUUUGUAUUUUUAUUCUCUUGUUUCUGUUUGUUGGGACUCUGCAUGCGUUUGCCACUUAGCGAGAGAAGCUAAAACAGGAAUGAAAGCCUAACGGAGCCGUUAGGACCUGCAUCAUUUAUCCGAGUCUUUGCUUUAAGGGGAAUAAUUCCACAGGAAAACAAGUUGUAAUGUUCUUUUUUUUCUCAUGGAAGAAAACAAACUCUUAAUAUCAUAUUUUUGGUUACAUGUUGAAUAGUUUUCCCUGAAUAGAGGAAAGAAUUAUAUCUAAGUCUAUAUAUAAAUCUAUAAAUCUCUGAGCAGCAGACCGACACAGGGUCCUGGGUUCGAAUCAGUCGUCUGAUGUAAGCCAUCUUUUUCUGAUGGCGUGUGUGUGUGUGCGUGCGUGUGUGUGUGUGCGCCCCCGUCCGACAGAAAACACACUUCACUCCUGACCCUCUUCGCUUUAGGCCAGUUCAUCUUAAACGUUUGUUCGAGCUCAUUUCCAGACCUGGAUGAAAACAAGUGAUCGGAUUGUUUUGUGCAUCUUUCAUUUUCUUUAAUUUCCAAGAAUUUUCCUGGAAAAAGUGCAAUUUUGUGGUACUUUAACUUUGUUUUUCAGCAUUUCAAAAUUGAAAGACUUUAACAUGAAUAAUACGACUAACCUGAUGUAACGGGCUGAUUUAGUCGGCCCGUCGGGUCCAAACAGUCAUCAGCUAGAACAUUUAUACUGAAUGUUUUCACCAAUAAACCAGAACCCGUUUGACGCACAUAUUUAUUUUAGUUACCUGGUUUUUUCUCAUUUAUUUAGAGAUAAAUCACUAAUAACUGGACUGAUUCCACUCAUUUGGCAUAUUUAUUUUUAAACUAAGGAAAAAAGUAUGCAAUAUAAAAGUUAAUCAAGUUUAAAUGAGCACAAAUUUAGUCCGAUGAAUGUAAAAUUGAGAUUAAUGUGAUGUUUAAGCUUCAUCUGGUUAAAAGUGACGUCCCAAAAGCAUGUAAAGGCAAAAAUAUCUGAUAUUUACGUUCCUUCUGACUGGAUUUCAUUGAGCACAUUAUGGAAAGCCAAGACGGUACUGACCAGACGCGCUGCCAUUCGGAGCAGAAUCCCAGUAAAGCCUCUCAGAUGAAGCUGCUGCAGCAGAACCAACAGCUUCUUCAUGCACACUCACUCAUCACUAACUUCCUGCUCUGGUUCUGCUCUCCCAGUUUACCCGUAACUCCCGUCAUGGGGUGGGGGGAGAGCUGUUUUAGGUUUAGGUGCUUGGGAGGGUUUAAGUCUCAGACAGGAAGUGUUACUGGGAAUGUCAUCACAAACCAGAGUAACAGCAUCGACAUUAGAGUAACAGACAUGUUGGGGGGGCAUCAGCUGCCACAUGUUAGAACAAUAAAACAAGAUGAAGCCAUUUAUUUUGUUGCUGAAGUCCGCUCCCGCCCAGUAAACCAGGUGACCUAACUGUGUUCUAUCGUAAAUACAGAAGAUUUUCUCAAAUAAAGAACCUCUAAACCAUG